Messenger RNA from Williopsis jadinii, 1350 nucleotides. RefSeq names its product C2H2-type zinc finger protein. The record is from RefSeq and is a predicted model, not a curated record. Lineage: Eukaryota; Fungi; Ascomycota; Saccharomycetes; Phaffomycetales; Wickerhamomycetaceae. The coding region runs from base 10 to 1236 and encodes 408 amino acids. The transcript has a single exon. Gene Ontology annotation, molecular function: RNA polymerase II cis-regulatory region sequence-specific DNA binding; DNA-binding transcription factor activity, RNA polymerase II-specific. Gene Ontology annotation, biological process: regulation of transcription by RNA polymerase II.
GUGGUUGCAAUGUACUACAACUCACGAUGCCGGGAGCUGCACACCUUUCCCGACAAUAUAAAGAAGCGAUUCCCACUUUUUUUUUCAAAACAUGGUCCAAGACUAACGUUGAAUGCUACUACUCAAAGGAGCUUGAUUAUUUCUCUAAGCAAUUCCAACUUCAGAUACCCAGCUCGAAUGACUUCUCUCUACAACCAACCUUCAUCAUUCACCUCCUUUUCACAUACACAGAUGGCUGAUCACGUUGACACAAACCACCUAUCACAAGGGGGAGAUACAUAUUAUUAUUACACUCAACUUGGGAAUCCAAAUUUGAACGACGAGAGAGCAAGAACAAUAGCUUUACAGUCACAUAUGUUCUCUCAGUCGUAUACAACUCCACCAAUGGACAUGCAACUUUCAAACCCGCAAUAUGGACUGAUAGAUACUCAACAGGUUCCAAUGCCAAUGUCUAGCCCCACUGUGGCCUUAAACAAUGGACAGUACGACAAUGGCAUCACAAGCACUUAUUACUAUGGAGCUCGACAAGAACUCCCGUUUAACUAUAACAGUGCAGUUUCUAACCCAUGGUUACAGCAUCCAGCUAGUAAUAUUAACAUGGUAGACUCAGCGUCUUCGUUGCAAUCGCAGAUUAGCCAACACUCACUUAUUAUACCAGAAUCAUCACAGUUAUCGUACAGUAAUAUGGAAUUUUCUGUCACGUCAAAUACCACAUCCACAAGUAGAAGCUCUAUAGAUCGAGUUUCUAAACCAGAGGGGACACGAAAGAAGCGAGUAUCGAAGGACGGGAAAGCUUGUAAAAAAGCCGAAGAGAUAUACAAAUGUGAGUUUUGUCAGAAAACGUUCACAAAGAAGUAUAGUUUGAAUUCGCACAGAAAGACCCAUAGCACUGCAAAGCCGUUCCAAUGUUCGCAUUGUGAACGUUCAUUUGCACGUAACCAUGACCGAAGAAGACACGAAUUUCUUCACCAGGGGAUAAAGAGAUUCCAAUGUGGAGGGGUGCUGAAAGAUGGUGUUACCCAAUGGGGAUGUGGAAAAAGAUUCACAAGAGCCGAUGGACUUGGGCGUCAUUUCAGAACAGAUGUCGGAUGUCAGUGUAUUAGGCCACUAAUGGCUGAAGCUCGCGACGCGGAAGAAACCCCUCUGCUCUAUGUCGGGGCCAGACCUCUUGCGGUAAGCCGGUCCACAGAAGAUGAAGUUGUUGAGAAGAUAUUAAAGAAGCUAACUCAGAAAUAAAUACGUUAGUAAAAUACUACGAUUAAACUGAGAAGCUCCCCUGUACACUCACAGUGUUGUAAAAUGUCCUCUCGGUCCAAUAGUGUAGUUUUUGAAGCUACGAUCUUACAUCCA